This is a messenger RNA of Engraulis encrasicolus (European anchovy), 1256 nucleotides long. RefSeq lists its product as uncharacterized. The record is from RefSeq and is a predicted model, not a curated record. The coding region runs from base 60 to 1256 and encodes 398 amino acids. NCBI's taxonomy places the organism in Eukaryota, Metazoa, Chordata, Actinopteri, Clupeiformes, Engraulidae. The transcript has 8 exons.
UUAGGGAGCCAGGGUCUGCCAAGGGGUGGUAUUGCUGGAAAUUUAGUUUAAAGUUCAAGAUGGGAAACUAUAGGACCAAGUUGCGCAUGGCUGGAUGCCCCGAACUCCAAGUCAACAGCCGCCCUUCUGGACCAAAGCGGAAGCUGAAGAAGGCUAAAAAAAAUGAAGUGAACUUUCUUCCGGCCUUACCUGAAGGAACAACUCAAAAUGCCCUGGAGGAAGAGCGCUUGGAGAUUCUAGAAGAGAUGAAGAAAAAAACUGCAGAUGUGAAGAAAGUUGAACAAAUGAUGGCGAAUACCUUCUCCUUGCGUCGAAAAGAAAUUGUGGAAGAAGAGCCACCUGUGUCCGAGGUGAAGAAGAAGUGGCCAGCUUUAUUUACAGAGCAACAGAUCAAAGCUGAAUUCAACCGCAUCACUUCGUCCAACCUGACCGAAUGCUUCUACACUGGCCUUGACCAACACUUCCCUCGGCUCCUGCAUCUCUACCGAGCGAAGAUGGAGAGAAUCCCGCCCCUGAAGAAUCUCCUUCGCAAGCUUGAGGAUGAUAAUUCCAUCACAAUGAAGAGGACUGUGGCCUUAAAAGGAUUGCCAUACCUCCUCAAUGAAGACCCCUCAGGCUUCCUAAAGACUGCAGAAGCCACAGAACCCGAGGAGGAGAUGACCCAAGGCGUUGGUGUCGGCCUCAUUCUCGUCAGAGACGGAGUGGACCCUCUCGACAUUGCGGUCGUCCUCGAGAAUCAAAUCCUGUUGCACAACAUCGGCGACCUCCCAAAAGCAAUGGCAAUGCUCAUGGGCCUACUGUACGUUGUCAACAUUGAUUACCCAAAGGAGCUGCGCUACACCUUUGAGGUAAUCCAAAAGGUCCUAAUGAACAUUGGCGGCGAGCAUUGCUCUGCAAAGAUUCAUGGACUGCGAAACAAACUCCUACAGGGGAACCCAGCCGGGGAGCUGUGGGGCUGGCUGCGUGCCCAGACUGUGGCCCUGGCCAGCGCUGUGGAGGUGCUGGACAUCAGCUGGUUCACUGAGAGCAUGAGGGCGGGCAGGCCAGUGGCCGUGGAGAGCAGAGAUCGCAUUCAGACGCGACACGGCUCCUAUCAGCAGACCCAGCUGUGGCCCAGCUGGAACCAACUCAGGAGGAAGAUGAAGAGGAAGGAGGUGGAGUCAGAGGAAAGUGGAGAAAAAGAGAAGAGAGGGCUCGGGGGAAGUCUCCCCGGGUCUCUGACAGAGCCCCCCCAGAUGGGGCUUAUGCCUGCUUGA